AUGUCAAAGCUAUCAAGUAGAAUACCACCAUUAAGCACACAAUUCAUACAACAAAAGAUAAUUAAUUUAACAAAGUAUCUAUUGGCAUUGGAUGAAUCAGAGAGAGACAGAGAUGCCUCAUUCGCAAGAAACGGAAAUGUUGUAUUGACAAUGCAUGUACAUGAAAACAACUCUAUCAAUUUGAAUAUAAGAGAAGUGGAACCACUCGAUAAUUCUGAGCAUAACAUCGAUAUAGAUUCAAAACAGCAAAUAAAUCAAUUAAAUAAACAAAAUAAUAAUAAUAAUAUCAUUAGCAACAACAACAACAAUAGUAAUAAUAUAGAUAAAUAUUCUCAUUCACUAAGACCAAUAAUAACAGUGUCCAACCAUAUUGCGAAUCUAGAUGAUCCAAUCAUGUGGGGAAAUCUGGGUUGGGACAUCGGCAGUAAACCACAAAACAUGAGAUGGACAUUGGGUGCAUCAAAUAUCCUAUACACCAACGAUUUGUAUUCAUAUUUUUUUAAUUUAGGUAAAUGUGUUAAAACAAUUAGAGGAAAUGGAAUCUAUCAAGAAGCAAUCGAUUUCGCCAUUGACAGACUAUCGGAAGGUCAGUGGGUGCAUUGGGGUGUCGGUCGUAUGGUGGCAGAGAGCGCGUUGUCACCACUGAUACUACCGGUCUAUCAUCGUGGACUCGAACAAUCGAUGCCACUUGGCAAACCACCAAUACCACGCAUCGGUAAGCACCUGGAAUUCUUUGUUGGUCAACCAUUCGACUGCGAAGAUAUCAUCCAGGCAUUCAAAUCCGAUCGACGCAUUGACACCACCAACAAGAAUGCAAAGAGCACCUCACAAUCCUAUUCCAAUAGUAAUAAUUUUAUUUUAAACAACAACAAUAUCAAUGAUAAUAUUAAGAUAGAUUUAAAUUCAACAUCUUUAUUAUCUUUACAAAUUAAAUAUCAAAUUGAAAGUAAUUUAACUAGUUUUGAGAAAUUAAUAGGGGAUGCCCAGUAUCAAUUGGAAAGAGGUAGUAUAUUUCAAUCAAUUGAACUCUUUUCAAGGUCGAUUGAAGAGUUAACCAAGAACUUGAAGGAUGAUGAAGUCAAACACUCGAUAGAAUCAAAUAUCAAACCGUUGAUCAGAUAUUAUCAAACAUUUAAAAAGUGGGAUCAUUCAAACAUGUUACUUGACCAUUUUGACUACGAUGUUUUGUCAACGAUUAUCAGUCAUCUUAUUUUCUCAAAGCAGGAGCGUGAUGACUCUGACGUCGACCGUUUGGAUAGUCUAGACUUUUUGAUGUUUGCCAGAACUACCGUUCUCACUACCAUCGAGUCAAUUAAAUUCAAUCACAUCGGUGUAAAGUGUAUAUUGACAAAUGUUGGAGGUUCUUUCCUCUACGAUAUUUAUAAACAAUCAUUGGCAUCGAUCGAUCCAAUGACCAUCGAUGAGAACGAUACGGAAGCAAUCAAAUACAUAGAUCUUCUCCAAAAAUUUAUUAUCAAAAAUUUUUUGUAUAACGCAAUCGAUAACAGUGAAGCACAACGUCAACUUUCUGUAAGUAAAUUAUUUUUAAAUGAAAGUUCAAUAGUUGAACAAGAGAAUGAAUCAAUUAGAUUGAAGUUGGCUGGAAAUGAAGAUCUACUUUAUCUUUUGUUCAACUAUAUAUCAUUGAUCAACAAAGGAAGUACAACUGAUGUAGAUUCUAAACAGUUCGACAAUAUAUUGGCUUUAUUGAAGAGAAACAGUGGAGAAGCCUUAAAUGGAUAUAGUGUCUUUAUGAUUAGGUAUUUAGUUAAUAGAGUUUUAUACAAUUACAACUUUGAAGAGUUUGGAAAUAGGCUAGAUAAAUUCAGUGAAAUCAAGCAGCAGUUGGAUAACAAUUGGUGUGAGAUUGAGACAUCGAGAGAGCGAUUGCAAUCGUAUUCCAACUUUGUUAAAAGUGUAUUGAAUAGCGAUCAGCCAGAAGAAACAAGUUUGUUGAUAAUGGACAGAUUUGUCUCGAUGUUUUUAGAGAAAGUCAAAGGAGAUCCCAAUGAACUUGAACAUCUUAAACAAAUUGGUAUAGAUCUUACAAGGAUAAUUCGUGAAAUGGAGGACGAACAUUUGAAUAAGAGAUCAUCCAAGCAACCGGAAAAGAUGUUAAUCGAAGCGAAACGACUCUAUAGAAAUGAUGAAAAAGAGAAAUCAUUGGAAUUGGUUAAUUCGAUCAUCAUCAACAAUGAUAAUCAUCUGAAUGAAGUGGUUAUGAAUCUCAAAGCAAACAUUAUGUACGAUAAAAGAAAAUUUGAAGAAGCCAUCAGUUGUGCGAGACAAUCAAUAGAGCUGUACGAUAAACAAGGGAAAGAUAAAAAUGAAGAAUCACCAGCUAAUGAGCUCCCAUGGGUUUUCAUUGACAAUAAUAUUAUUAUUGCAAAAUGCUUAACUCAUUUCAGAAAAUAUCGAGAAGCAGAACAAUUAUUUAGCAAUUAUUUCUAUAGAAAUGAUUACUAUCACCAAAAAGAUGAUAUCCAAUGCUAUUCGGAAACUCUUGAUUAUUUGAUUAAACAAAACAAUAGUAAUAAUACCAACAACAAUAUUAAUAGUAUUUUUAAAGAUAAAAAUGAAAGACUAAAAUCAGAAUUGAAAUUCUAUUCAAAUUAA
Heterostelium album PN500 is the source of this 2616-nucleotide messenger RNA. RefSeq names its product lysophospholipid acyltransferase family protein. Bases 1 to 2616 code for a protein of 871 amino acids. Gene Ontology annotation, biological process: inner mitochondrial membrane organization; cardiolipin acyl-chain remodeling. Gene Ontology annotation, molecular function: 1-acylglycerophosphocholine O-acyltransferase activity; protein binding. The record is from RefSeq and is a predicted model, not a curated record. Gene Ontology annotation, cellular component: mitochondrial membrane. NCBI's taxonomy places the organism in Eukaryota, Evosea, Eumycetozoa, Acytosteliales, Acytosteliaceae. The transcript has 9 exons.